UGCCAACCUAAUAAUGCCUCUCUGAUGGACACAUGGGUAUACAUAUAUAUAUCCAUGCUCAGAGAAACAGAAAGACAUGUUGAAAAUAUGUUAAAGCAUCCCACAUGGCGAUUGAAACGGUGUCUUCCUCUAAUUCGAUCGUGGUUAUCAAUUUUCCAGCACGCUACUUCGCAUUAUUCUCUCCUUUGAGAAGCGAACGGUGGGGAUACGAUAAGCCAACACAGCAGGGAUUGCACACUAGAUAUUUUCGACGGUAGAAAUUCCCUGAUGCAAUGAUUAUCGCCCAGAUGCUAUUCUGGUUUUCCCAGGUUCUUCCUGUUCCUCUCUUGUGGACAGGUCUGCUGCUUCUUUUGCUUGAACAAAAGGACCUUAAAAUGUGGGCAAAAUUAUGUUGACAUUCUUCACUCCACAACUUCCAGAAACGAGAGUUACGAUAGAAUCUGAUUUUUACAUUAGCUCCUCGCCUUUCGCCUAUUGGAUCUCAAGCCCCGGGGCAACAGGGAACACCCAGGCAGCUUCAGGAACUAAGGGGCUAAUGGCAGUUGGUCGAUGCGAUGCAAGCAAUUUCGUACCUGAGCUUACUACGUAAGUUACUGUACUGCGUAGGGUUCCGAAAGGAGCAUAGCCGCCUGGACCAAUCGCUAACUUACAUCUCACCAAUCCCCAGCGCCAGUGUUGUUCCAAUUAGUUACCGCGAGAGGAGAGCACCACACAACACCCCCCCCGACAUCAGACCCUUAAUAUUAAACCUGGCACUUCACACACAACAUAAAUAAUAAUAUCAACUACCGAACAACUCCAGUGAGAUGCUUAGCGGGGUGGCUGAGGCUGAGUGGACUUGGCAGCCGCAGAAAAACCAACCCUGGGGAUCUGCUGGCCCUCUGGAGUUUGGAGACGUUUUUGAGAUGCCCUCGGAUACAGUCUUGCGAAGCCGUGAAUUCUUAAACUAAUGGUACCAUUGGUACGAAGACUGGUCGAAGACUUUGCUUGAAAAGAGCUGCAGCCUCUAUGACAACUGUUUAUUAUUAUUCAAUUGUUUUAAAGGCUCCAAGGUGGGACCGGAUCCGACGCACGAUGGAUGCAUGAAUCUGCAACCCUGGGCGAUUUAGACCCGCUGCACUGCACUUGAGUUAACGUAGGUUGGAACCAGAGCUGGGCCUGGGCGGGAGGAGAUGACUACCAGCCGUCUGCCGACCGCGGUUUCUCAUAUACAUGCAUUGCGGCCCCGAAAAAGUGCUCUUUUCUUUCCCGUUUUCUUUCAUUCCUUUCCCUAGGUGCUUAUGUACUUGACAAAGAGGCAGUUAUGUUUACUCGAAAAUCUAGCCUCUUGCUGGCCCUGGUCAACGCUUUGCCAUUGUUUGCAUCUCCUGUCCCUGAAAUCCGUGAUGUUUCUGGUGCCGACUGGCAAGCUCUGAAUGCUAGUGUCGAGGGCCGUCUCGGUGUCGCACGACCUGUUGCAAAACCUUGUUACCUGAGAUACGAGGUAGAUAGCCUCCGGCUCAAGCGGUCCCUUCAUACCCCAGACCAAGCAGUUUGCAAAAUCGCACAGGACAACCGGCGCAAUGUCGAAUUUAUCUCCGCGCAGCCCGGAGGAUAUCACAACCCAUACUAUGGGACCUGCAUGACUACUGGGCAUGGGUGUCCGCUCACAAAAUUGCUGGUGAAUGACGGCACUUGCUAUCAGGGCAACGUACCGGACUAUUACAUUGAUGUGCGGAAAGUUUCGGAUAUCCAGGCAGGAUUGAGGUUUGCGGAAGCACACGAUAUCCCCUUGGUGGUGAAGAAUACGGGACACGAUUUUAAGGGUCGCAGUGCAGGUGCUCACAGCUUGGCCCUCUGGACACACAACCUCCAGCCCCCAAUUAAAUUGCACAAAAGCUUCAGAGCCAGUAAAUGUGAGGAAUGCUCUGGCCCCGCUUUAACAUAUGGGGCCGGCCAGGGUUUCCAAGGUAUCUAUGACUUUGCUCACGCAAAUGGAUACAUGGCGUUAGGCGGAGCUUGCCCAACGGUGGGCGCGUCGGGAGGCUAUCUUACUGGCGGCGGCCACAGUCUGCUUUCCCCUGCCUAUGGUCUCGGUGUUGAUAAUGUCCUUCAGAUUAAGGUUGUGCUACCCAAUGGCACCUAUGUCACUGCCAACCGGUGUCAAAAUCAGGAUAUUUUCUUCGCGGUCCGUGGCGGCGGCGGUGCUACUUUCGGUGUGAUAGUAGAGACAACCGCUCGUGUCUUCCCUGAAGUCCCCUUGCAAACGGCAGUUAUCGCCUGGAAAGGUUCAUUGGAUAAGCAGACGACGAAAAUCCUCGUGGAUAAUGGUGUGAAAUGGGCAAAAGACGGAUGGGGAGGAUAUGUGGCUAGUCUCGGAGACGGAUCCAGCAUCAUGAUGGCGAUCACGCCCAAACUUACUCUCGACGAAGCAAAACUCUCGAUGAAAGAACUGAUUAACUUCGCCCUGCCUCGUAACGACGGUACCCUUCGCUUCGGAGUGGACGUAACGACAGUUGAAAACUACUGGGAAUUCCUCCGAACUCCUGCGAUGCAAUACUUUGGUGUCCUCGUCAACGGUAUCUCCAUCGCGCAGGCCUCGCGUCUUGUUACCGACAAGAACUUCAAAAAUAAAGGAAAGCGACGGGAGCUCACAGAUGUCCUUUCGAAAAUGAGAUACGGUCUUAACAUGGUUGCACCUUACGCGGCUGACUUGCCCGACUCGGACAAGCCUGGAGGUCCCGGAGAGGCAUCCGUCACUCCUGCAUGGAGAAAGGCAAUUUGGCACGUGGUGAUGCAGAAAGCCUGGGAUGUUGACGGCCAGAACGAGCAUCCUCCCGAAUUUUUCGUCGACCGUUUCAGAGAAGCGAGCGCGAUGGUGCGGCCACUACGCAACAUUACCCCAGAUGGCGGCGCCUACCAAAAUGAAGCCGAUACCUACGAACCAAACCAUAUCGACAGCUUCUGGGGACGGGCGAACUACAACCGGCUCCUCCGGAUCAAGAAGCAGGUGGACCCGAAGAACCUGCUGACGUGCCAUCACUGCGUCGGAGCCGACCCCAGUGAUAGCCGUCUGAGUUGCUACCCAGAGAUAUAAUUUUUUGUCUUGCUUUUCUUUAUCUUGCAGCCGGUGGAUGUUUGCGAAUUUCUAGUAUUGAUGAUGAGUUGGCUCUGUGCAACAUGCUCAUUGAAAUUUCUAACUGGGAAGUGUUGAUAAUAGAUAUUUGUGUCUUCUCUGUACAAUGCGAUAUUAGGUUUUCUAUUUAUUUAAUGGAUUUCAUUUAUCAUAUUUUGUUAUUUAUUUCAGCCCCUGUCACCUACUUUUGUUUAGUUAUUAGAUAAUUGUUGUUUUCCAUCUUACAUGUAGCCAUUUCAGCUAUUCCAAUGACGAAUAUCCAUCCCCACAGUUUCUCGUCCAUUCUAGACUCCGCGGUUUGGUGAUAUUUUGUUCCCAUUUGUGCAGUGGUCACCAACUGAGCGUCCGGAUAUCAGAUAACUAUGGUUCACACAAAUUUAAGUGUGGACUAGAUAGAUGGAUAGAUUAUUUCUUAGAAAUGCUCUGUUACAUGCUUUUCUCUCCACAUAAUGCAUUUCUUUGCAACUCGGAACUGCAAAAUGGCGGGUUGGCUGUCAUCGCAGCCCGGUACGAUCAAAUCACCAGGCUGGGAUCAUCCAUCCUUACACUCCUCCUUCCAUGGGUUUGUCUCCACGCCAAUCUCCGAGUUAAUAUAAGGAAGUUAGCUAACUAGUUAAUGACAAUAACAUUAAUAAUCCCUUCCCUCCCUGACACACACACAGACACAACCA
Blastomyces dermatitidis ER-3 is the source of this 3786-nucleotide messenger RNA. RefSeq names its product isoamyl alcohol oxidase. The coding region runs from base 1304 to 3076 and encodes 590 amino acids. The transcript is spliced from 5 exons. Gene Ontology annotation, molecular function: oxidoreductase activity; FAD binding. The record is from RefSeq and is a predicted model, not a curated record. NCBI's taxonomy places the organism in Eukaryota, Fungi, Ascomycota, Eurotiomycetes, Onygenales, Ajellomycetaceae.